This is a messenger RNA of Hymenoscyphus albidus, 542 nucleotides long. Lineage: Eukaryota; Fungi; Ascomycota; Leotiomycetes; Helotiales; Helotiaceae. The record is from the annotation of a GenBank genome assembly.
AUGAAUGUCAAAUCGGAGAUUAUGGUACCGACAUCGAGCCCAAAACCGAUCCUCUCAGAGGAUCGGUUUGAUGUGGUUUUCGUAAAUCCGGCGUUGACUGAAAAUCCCACCUUUGUCACUGCCAUUGAGCGUGCAAGUGGCACAGUGUGGGGACAGUCUCUGAUUUGAUGGUGCUGGAGCCGUUCUUUUCAAAAUUUCUGGUGUAGUUGAGAGGCAAAGAUAGCGAAAGGGAUCGACUGGAGGACUUCGCUUUGGAAUGUACCGAAGAGGAGAAACAGACGAUCAAAUGGAUCAGAAGGGAAACCCAGAUCCGCUCCCUCAUUUGGUCUGCUUCUGCAUGCGCAACAUCUUAUUUCGCCCUGCGUCGUUGCAAGAUCCAGAUCCGCUCCCUCGAUUUGACCUUGCUCAUGCCUGUCACGAAAGAUAUCGAACCGUUGCCUCAUUUUCCGCAAAGGAUAGCCUGGAUGUGGUCUAUCAUGCUCCUGUGGGCGUUUCUUGAUGGAUCGAACAUGGCAAAUUGCUGUUUGCUAUGUAAUAGUUAG